AGCAGUGUGGUUAAGGUGAGGGUUAAAAUCAACCGUUAAAAAGAUAAAUAGUAGAAAUAGGCGGGGUUUAUGACUUUGUGGCUGGUAUAACUAUACGACCAAAAUAGAAGCCACUUUCUUGUUCGUCUUUUCACUGACAGACCGAGGCUACCGAUUUGUUUCAAUUCACGCUCUGGGGCUUGAAUAAUUUCAUACGGAGAUACGCGCUAACACUGCAGCAUCAAGAUGUCGUACAUGCUACCUCAUCUCCACAACGGCUGGCAGGUCGACCAAGCCAUUCUAUCCGAGGAGGACCGAGCCCUGGUUAUUAGGUUUGGACACGAUUGGGACCCAACAUGUAUGAAAAUGGACGAGGUGUUGUACAGCAUAGCUGAAAAGGUGAAAAAUUUUGCAGUCAUCUAUUUGGUGGACAUCACAGAGGUGCCGGACUUCAACAAGAUGUACGAGCUGUAUGACCCUUGCACUGUCAUGUUCUUCUUCAGGAACAAGCACAUCAUGAUAGAUCUGGGGACCGGUAACAACAACAAGAUCAACUGGACCAUGGAGGACAAGCAGGAGAUGAUUGACAUUGUUGAGACCGUUUACAGAGGAGCGAGAAAGGGACGGGGUCUGGUUGUAUCUCCGAAGGACUACUCUACAAAAUACAGAUACUGAUUGGUUCUUCCCAUUGCUUUGUGUGAUGCCCAAUGGGAGCGAAUCUGUCUUUUCAAUAUUAGACUUUAUGAACAGCUGGACUACAGACAGGCUCUCUUUUGAUGUUACUGACAAGUCACCUUUUUUCCAUUGCAGUUAUUAAAACCAGUUAACCAGUUAUCACAGCCUGUAUUCUCAGACCCAGAAUAAGGCUAGUCCUCGAUUUUAAAAAUAAAUAAAUCAUUCACAAUUAA
Oncorhynchus keta (chum salmon) is the source of this 887-nucleotide messenger RNA. Its product is annotated as thioredoxin-like protein 4A. Gene Ontology annotation, biological process: mRNA splicing, via spliceosome. Gene Ontology annotation, cellular component: spliceosomal complex; U5 snRNP; U4/U6 x U5 tri-snRNP complex. The record is from RefSeq and is a predicted model, not a curated record. The coding region runs from base 226 to 654 and encodes 142 amino acids. Lineage: Eukaryota; Metazoa; Chordata; Actinopteri; Salmoniformes; Salmonidae. The transcript is spliced from 4 exons.